Messenger RNA from Vespula pensylvanica (western yellowjacket), 1082 nucleotides. Its product is annotated as male-enhanced antigen 1. The transcript is spliced from 4 exons. The record is from RefSeq and is a predicted model, not a curated record. Bases 329 to 793 code for a protein of 154 amino acids. Lineage: Eukaryota; Metazoa; Arthropoda; Insecta; Hymenoptera; Vespidae. Gene Ontology annotation, biological process: spermatogenesis.
GCUGAGAAUAGAAUGCGGACGCUUUCUGAUUGCACGUAUCAUUUAAAAAAUUAAUGCUUCGUUUAUAGCAACGCAUAACAUUGGCUCCGCACCGGCGAAAAAUUUCUCCUAUCGAUCGAUCCUCGACAAGAAAGGGCAAACGCGCGAAGCUUCGACCUCGCAACUUUUCAUAGUUCCUGAUCAAGUAAUAUGCAAGGAAAAAAAUAGGGUUAGGAAUAUCAUCAAAAAGAAUAACAAUAAGCAUUUUUCCAAUUGCUGUGAAUAAAAAAAAGGAUUAAAAAUAUGCAUUCAUAGAAAAUAUAUUUGAUGUGAUAUAUCCUAAUGCAUAAUGUCUCCUGAACCUACUCAAGAACCUAUAGAAGAAAGUUUAAACGUACCUAAUUUGAUCAUUGAUACAAGGAUGGCAACAGAUUCUGACAGCGAAGAUGAAGAUAUUGGAAUGGCUGGAUAUAUGCCAUUGUCUCAAUUACCUACUGAUAGCGAUCUUAUAUUAGAAGAUGAUGAAGAUGACGAAUGGAUAUCUCAAACUGGUGAAACAAAUCAUGCAGUACCUGUAUCAUUAAGCGAUUCACAGCAGACAUGCCUUAGCGAAACAAUAGAAGUAUGGUCAUCUCCAUCUAAUAGAUCUAAUAUAGAUAUGGAUGCAGAUAAAAUUAAUCAAGUAAAAUCAAUGAUGGCAACUUUCACAUUACCGUCCACAGCAAUUCCAGAAUGGGCAAAUACUAUUUCUGAGGAAGAAUGGAAAGAACAAUUAAUCGAUCGUAUAAAAGAAAUGCAAAAUAAAGAAAAGUGAAGCUAGAGAGUUUAAUAACUUUUACAUAUUUUACAUGAAAUUAUAUUCAGAAGAUCAAAACUCCACCACACAUUUAUUAUGAUAUAGUUAAUGAAAUUUAUUUUUCAAGAUACAAUAUUUCUUAUGUUAAAUAUAAGAAAAUUUACUUUUUAAUAUGUGCUAUAUUAUGAAUAAUGCAUGUUACGUGAAUAUAUCCAUAAUUGGUGAUGUAUUAAACUAUAUUUAAUUAUAAUCUUAAUCUGAUAAAUACUGUUACCAUUAAUAAUUAUAUUAUUUCAUAUAUAUUGUU